Messenger RNA from Sesamum indicum (sesame), 1714 nucleotides. RefSeq names its product arogenate dehydratase 2 (gene ADT2). Gene Ontology annotation, biological process: L-phenylalanine biosynthetic process. Gene Ontology annotation, molecular function: arogenate dehydratase activity; prephenate dehydratase activity. The record is from RefSeq and is a predicted model, not a curated record. NCBI's taxonomy places the organism in Eukaryota, Viridiplantae, Streptophyta, Magnoliopsida, Lamiales, Pedaliaceae. Gene Ontology annotation, cellular component: cytoplasm; chloroplast.
UACUUAAUUAAUAGUAUGCAGAUUGAGCAGGUCAAAAUAUGAAGUUGAGAUUUACCUUCAAAGCCUCGGCCUCCCGCUAGCAUACGCAUCUCAUGCAAGUGCACGCCGCCACGCGCCUUCGACAAUGGCGGCCACCACAUCCCGAUCCCCACUCGCCCCUCUCUAUUCCCAGAUCCAAAACCCUAAAACCAAUCCCUUCUUCACCCUCAAGCUCCCUGAACUACGACCCAACAUCUCUCGUCACGCCUGCAGUAGCACCAGAAGUAAUAGACGGAAAAUCCAAGCAAUCGAGCUGCAAAAGAUCAUCGAGGACUACCCUUAUGAGUUUAAUUCUAAAGAUUCUCCCACUUCACUUCCUCGGCCUCUGACUUCUGCUCAACUGUCUAAUUUGACCUCCGAAGGGUCUCGUCUCCGCGUUGCCUAUCAGGGGGUUCGAGGUGCGUACAGUGAAUCUGCAGCCGAGAAGGCAUAUCCCAAUUGUGAAGCAGUUCCAUGUGAACAAUUUGACACGGCUUUUGAAGCUGUUGAAAGGUGGCUUGUGGAUAGAGCAGUUUUGCCUAUAGAAAAUUCUUUAGGUGGCAGCAUUCACAGGAAUUAUGACCUUCUUCUCCGACAUAGGUUGCAUAUCGUAGGUGAAGUUAAACUUGCAAUCAGACAUUGCUUACUAGCUAACCAUGACGUCAAGGUUGAAGACCUUAAGAGGGUUCUUAGCCAUCCACAGGCUCUUGCACAGUGUGAGAACACAUUAACUCAAUUAGGGCUUGUUAGAGAAGCUGUGGAUGAUACUGCUGGUGCAGCAAAGCAUGUUGCUUUCCAUAAACUCAAGGAUGCUGGUGCAGUUGCUAGCAUGACUGCUGCUAAAAUCUAUGGUCUGAAUGUACUUGCUGAGGACAUACAGGAUGAUUCUGAUAAUGUCACUCGAUUCCUUAUGCUGGCUAGGGAGCCUAUCAUACCAGGCACUGAUAAACCUUUCAAGACCAGUAUAGUCUUCUCACUUGAGGAAGGUCCUGGGAUGCUUUUUAAAGCACUUGCUGUAUUUGCUAUGAGGAAUAUCAACCUUACGAAGAUUGAAAGUCGUCCACUUCCAAAGCGGGCUCUACAAACACCUGAUGAGAAUGCCACUUGCUUCCCUAAGUACUUCCCGUAUCUUUUCUAUGUUGAUUUUGAAGCAUCCAUGGCAGAUGAAAGAGCUCAAAAUGCUCUUGGUCAUCUGAAGGAGUUUGCAACAUUUAUGAGGGUGCUUGGAAGCUACCCUGCAGACAACGGCCUUCCAUAAGAAGAAUUCUUGUAAGGUCUUCCCAUUUGGAUGAUAUAUGUUCAUAUCCAAAAGAAGAAAGUUUUUAAGGAGUUUGUACAAUGUGUUCGCUAAUGCAAAAUUGAAUAACAUUAUGCUAGAGAAGAGCAAGCGCCAUGAGCUGUCAGCAUAAGUUGCAAUUCACCAAUGCUGUUAUUCUUUCAUGUAAUUACUUAAUUUUGCUUUUCACUUCUUUUUGCCCGAUCCAUCGUGGGUGGAGAGAUAGGGACAUGUGAUCCAAGAACCACACUGCACUUCUUUACAAUUGAUUAUAUUUUUGGUCAAUCAAGUUAGCUGUACUAACACUUAAGAAAUUUUUUGAAGAGAAGGAGAUCUUUGAUCCUCCUGUGUUGUUUUAUUGCAGCUGAACCAUUUGUUGACUUGGACAUCGAGCUUCGAUAUUUUAUAUGUUCUGUUGAA